UGUUCUCAACAGCCUUCCAAUACUGCAUAGUGUUACAGUUUACAGCUUGGAAAAGCCAGGCAUGAUUCUUCUUACUGUACUUUUUCCAUGCAUCAUUUCCACAUACUCGGCAUCAGUGAAAGGCCACAAUACUGGUCCACGAAUUAACAAUGACAAGAUAUAUAAGUUUGCCUACUCCACAGAAGUGCUUAUCAACAGGCUGAAAGGUACACCCCAGGAGAGCUCAGGCUACCGAAUUGUGGCUGGAGUGGAUGUCAACUUAGUAUGGAGGAAUCCGGAUAAUGAUGAUGAUCAGCUGAUCAAAAUUGCGUUUACAGAUAUAAGUGUGGAGAAUGUUGCUGAUCGCCCUCCAAAGAAAAACAUUUUUAAAGGGAAAAAGAUGGACGGAUUCAUUGAAAAAGAGCAACUUGCUGCCCUAAAAAGGCCGAUAGUUCUGCAAUGGACCCUUGGAAAGAUUAAAAACUUCUAUUCCUAUGAAAGUGAACCUGCUCUGAUUCAGAAUCUCAAGAGAGGUCUCGCCAGCUUGUUCCAGAUCCAGAUGCACUCUGGGACUGUCACUGAGGUGGAUGUCUGUGGUCAAUGCAAUGUUACUUACCAGGUUCGAGAAAAUCAAGUCACUAAAAUUAAAGCCUUGAGCAGUUGCAGAUUAGAACGGACAGGUUUUACCAGCCACAAUCAGCUUCUAGAUGUCAGCAAAAAAUCCACUUCAGCCACAAUUUAUAUGCUGGAGGACACUUUUAUUAAAUCUGUGCGGACAGAGGAAAAUCAUGCUUUGCAUGUGAACAUUCAGCAAGAAAUUGAUGCAAAAGUAGUUUCAAAGCAGAAACUGGAACUGAAGUCCACAGAAGCUGGCCCAGGAAUGAUGGCUGGGAAGCACAUUGCUAGCAUUGUCAAAGCUCUGGAUCCAAAGUAUGUCUCAGUUUCACUAGUGGCACAGGCUGUCUCAGAUGAAUGCAACGACUGUCCCUCGGUUUUUCAGGAGUGGGAAACUGUCCGAAAACAGUUGAAACCAGCCAGCCUUUCAAAAGCUGAUGCUGCAAAAGCAUUCUUGUCCUUCAUUCAGAAAGUGCGGAAAGCUACAAAAGAAGAAAUCCUUCAGAUAUUGAGAAGUGAAAGUAGCACAGAGAUUAUUCCCCAGCUAGUUGAUGCUGUAACCUCUGCACAGACCUCAGCCUCUCUGGCGGCUUUGCUGGAUUUUCUGGAUUUCAAGAACAAGAGUGGCUCUGUGUUGCAGGAGCGGUUCCUCUAUGCCUGUGGAUUUGCUUCACACCCCAAUGAGUUGCUACUCAAAUCCUUAAUUAAUACAUAUAAUCACAAGAUUGAGAAGAGUGAAAUCCGAGAAACAGUUAUUAUCGUUGCUGGAGCCCUUAUCCGAAAGUUGUGUGACAAGGGAGACUGCAAACUGCCGGCUAUCGUGGAAGCCAAGAAACUGAUAUUCGGAAGCUUGAACAGGGCAGAGAAAGCUGAUGAGGUGAAGGUCUACCUGCUGGCACUGAAGAACGCUCUCUUGCCUGAAGCUAUUCCCACACUUCUGAAAUAUGCCGAGUCAGGAGAAGGACAAAUCAGCAAUGUGGCUGCCACUGCUUUGCAGAGAUAUGACCGCUCUUUCAUCACCACUGAGGUGAAGAAAACAAUGAACAGGAUUUAUCACCAGAAUCGUAAAGUUCAUGAGAAGACCGUGCGCACCACAGCAGCGGCCAUCAUCCUCAGCCACAACCCUUCCUUCAUGGAAGUGAAAAAUCUCCUGCUCUCCAUUGGAGAGCUGCCACUGGAAAUGAAUAAGUACAUGCUUUCUCUCGUCCAGGACAUUCUCCGUUUUGAAAUGCCUGCCAGCAAAAUGAUCCGCAGAGUUCUGAAGGACACACUUAUUAAUAAUUAUGACCGAUUCUCAAAGAUGGGUUCUUCUUCAGCCUUCUCUGGGUACCUAACACGUGGACCAGAUGUGUCAUCCACAUAUAGCCUUGACAUCCUCUAUUCUGGCUCUGGCAUCUUAAGAAGAAGUAACCUGAAUGUGCUCCUUUUCAAUAAACAUGCUCACCUUCAUGCCAACCAGGUGGUAAUUGAAGCUCAGGGCCUGGAAUCCAUUAUAGCAGCAUCUCCAGAUGAGGGUGAAGAAAACCUGGAAUCCUUUGCUGGCAUGUCAGCAAUCAUGUUUGAUGUUCAACUUAGACCAGUUACCUUUUUCCAAGGGUAUGGCGAUUUAAUGUCUAAAAUGUUUUCGGCCACUGGAGAUCCCAUAAAUGUAGUGAAAGGCCUUAUCCUCCUCACGGAUUACUCACAGGUCAUCCAGCUACAAUCUGGCCUGUCGUGCAGCACUGAAUUUCAGGGAGGCAUGGCCAUCGAUAUUUCAGGAGGAAUGGAAUUCAGCCUUUGGUAUAGAGAAUCUAAAACCAAUGUUAAGAAUCGGGGAGCCGUGGCAAUUGUUGGCAACAUUGUUGUGGAUGCCUCCUUUGUGAAGGCUGGCAUGGAAACUACCUCUGAAGUCGAAGCAACCCUGGAUUUUAUCUCCACGGUGCAGUUUUCACAGUACCCCUUUUUAGUGUGCCUGCAGAUGGACAGAACCGAAAGUCCACUCAGGCAAUACAUAACUAAAUACGAAAGUCUACCAUCUGGAAAACCUUACAUCUCUCGGAAAGGAAAAGUGAGGCUGCUGGCAGGUUCCGAGUAUCCCCUUCACCAGGAGAAUUUCCACAUGUGCAGGGAAGUUUUCAGCAGCCAGUCCGAGUCCUCAAGCUGGUUUUGAGAUGGGUGCUCAGUCGUCCCUGUGACCACAGAUGGCUGACUGCUGUGCUAGCCGAGGGCCUGAAUCUACUCUGCGCAAAGUGACAGUCCAUGAGAACUUUGCUACCAACUUCAAGAGGCCCUUGAGUGUGUGUGCACUGUGUUUACAUAUUGACUUAUAUUUAAGAGUUGGUUGUUUGGGGGGUUUUUUAACAAGCAAAGGAAAGAGUAUGACUAAAUUCAGUCCCCGAUAGCCCAAUUGGAUGCAAUGUAGCAGAUCCCUGCUUGGAUCUCCCAACAUCUUUUCUUUUUUUAAAAAAAAGGUAGCUGGGGGAGGUGAAGUCACUUUGGAAUGAUACCACAAUACUGCAAAGAGAGGAUUUUUGUUUAACCCAUUGUCUGUCUUUUCCUGACCCACCACACCAGUUGAUUUUUGUAACUUUAAAUCACUCCGUCUAACCUAAAAACUGCUAUUAGCCUUAGAGAGGGAAAAGACAUUCUGUACUGUAUUUGUCCUUUUCCUCCUCUGUACCUAAUAGCUGGGGAAUGCAGGGUUUUGGAAGACUUUUUCUGUCUAAACAUGCAUAAAACUGUACUCUUAAUGGCAGCCAUUUUGUGAGGGAAAUGGUACACAGAGAGAGAAGUGGUGAGGGAAGUGGUACACCCACUCCCUACCCCUUCAUAUUUCAUUUCCCUUUCUAAAUUGUCCCCCCUCCUCCAGCUUCCAUAGUUGCUUUUCACCAGCAAAGAAGACAGAAGCAGAUCCGGUUACAAGUCAUUCCGUGUGUCUGCUAUGGGCCUAAAGUUCAGCAUCAGUUAGGUGUAAAUAAAUAAAUAUGCUGCAAACAUACAGGAAAUACAAAAGACCUUCUGAGAAGUAUUUUGAAAAUGACACAGUCAAAUAAUGAUUCUUUAUGCAUGCACUUAGGCUGCGAUUGUCAGCCAUCUUACUCUAGCAGACUCCAUAUGGAGAGAUCAGGGCUUUACUGGUGCACAUUU
Varanus komodoensis (Komodo dragon) is the source of this 3720-nucleotide messenger RNA. It is a transcript of the gene MTTP, whose product is annotated as microsomal triglyceride transfer protein. Gene Ontology annotation, cellular component: basolateral plasma membrane; endoplasmic reticulum; Golgi apparatus. The coding region runs from base 62 to 2743 and encodes 893 amino acids. The transcript has 18 exons. Gene Ontology annotation, molecular function: lipid binding. NCBI's taxonomy places the organism in Eukaryota, Metazoa, Chordata, Lepidosauria, Squamata, Varanidae. Gene Ontology annotation, biological process: lipoprotein metabolic process; lipid transport; cholesterol homeostasis. The record is from RefSeq and is a predicted model, not a curated record.